Molecule: messenger RNA, 3692 nt
Organism: Pelmatolapia mariae (spotted tilapia)
Lineage: Eukaryota; Metazoa; Chordata; Actinopteri; Cichliformes; Cichlidae
Product: LIM domain and actin-binding protein 1-like
Exons: 8
Coding region: 442-2331 (629 amino acids)
Biological process (GO): actin filament bundle assembly
Cellular component (GO): plasma membrane; actin cytoskeleton
Molecular function (GO): actin filament binding
Source: RefSeq, a predicted model, not a curated record
GUUAAAUAGUUUUGUGCAGCUGUUCCUGAAUUUAAUACAUGAAAAAAUAGAAAGAGUUCUCACAUAAAGAUCAUCACGUCUUGUUUACAGCAUUCUGAUAAUCCUGUCAUAAUGAACAGCAUGAUUAAAUGAUGUUUUUGUAUGCAGCACGUCUUGCUUCAUUUGCUCAGCAUCCCCUAGUAAUGGUGUUCAACUAAUUACAGUAUGAAGAGUGCACAUGCAAACACACACACUCACCAUGCCAACACACUGUCUGGGCCAAAUGUCUUGUCCUGGCUUACAUCUCAUUGGCCACUUGUUGCGAUGGGCAGGCUAUCAAGCCCAUAAUCCUACUUUAGUGUAAUCCCCGUGCAAUGUUUCCAACUGUAGGUUAGCUGCCUUGUCAGAAAGACUGGCAAAAACCUGGACUGGGAUUAAACCAAUAACCCACCAGCUAAUACCAUGAAGAAAUAUGAGUCUUUUGAGAGUGGAACAGUAGCCCUGCGAUCUGGCAACCUCAGUGUUCUGAAGAAGCGCUGGGAGCAAGGAGGAACCGGUGAUCAGGACAAGCCUUCUUCGGUUCCACCACCACACCAGCCCAUCUCACGCCACAGGCCUCGUACCUUGAACAGGCCUCCUUCCGUUACUGAGCCUCCGGUAAAGAGUCCUGGCCCACUGACAGAUCAGGGAGGUCAACACACAGCCAAUAGUGUUCAGCAGGCCUCAGCAGCUCCAGAGAUUGAAGACCAGAGAAGGAUGGAGAAGGAAGAGAUGACGAAUGAAAAGCUUGACCAGCACGUUCCAACCAGCCCGCGUGCCUCUUAUGAAAAGCCCAGAGUGCCUUUGAACAACCUAAAGAUGAAGUUUGAGAAAGGAGAAGAGCCCACGGAAAAGGGUGGCAGAGCAGCACUUCGCAGUACUUCAUCAGAUGACGUGGAGCAGCCAAGCAGUCGCUCUGUGCUGAGGCGAUCAUCAUCUCUGAAGGAAAAGAUGGCCAAGUACCAGUUUGCUGUUGCUAAACAAGAACAGACGCAUUCUGUUUCGGCCCCACAGUCAUCUGCUCCAAAAGCAUCUGCAUCUGAAAAUGAGAAAGUCACGCCUGUGCCUGAAUGCAAUGGGGACAGCACGGAGCAACCAAAAUCACCGCGGAAGUUUCGCCCACCAGAGAGGGAGACGUGCAUCGCUUGUACGAAGCAAGUGUAUCCACUGGAGAGACUUGUGGCCCAUCAGCAUGUCUACCACAAAAGCUGCUUCCGCUGUAUUCAUUGCAGCACAAAGCUUAGUCUUGCAAAUUAUGCUUCUCUGCAUGGAAACAUCUACUGCAAGGCCCAUUUCAACCAGCUCUUCAAAGCCAAAGGCAACUAUGAUGAAGGCUUUGGUCAUCGGCCUCAUAAGGAGAUUUGGGAGCCGCGAGUUGACGGAGAUGAAGAUGUUGAAGCGGUGAAGCAAAAAGAAGAAGUGAAAACUGCAACAGUGAAUAGUCCAGCUGAGAGUGCCUCAGACAUGCAGCCAGUCCCAGAUGGGGAAACGUCUCCACAGGUUAAGGUUACAGAUCUGACCGCCUUACUGGAAAAGCAGAGUCGCAAGCAGACAAAUGUGAGCUCUGAUGAGAAAGCUCAGUCCGAAAAGCCAGCUGAGAAACGCAAGCUGAAGAUCGACUGGCCUCCCCGGACGGGUGAGCGGCACACCGGGACAGAAUCCCUUAGUCCAGUCACAGAGGACAUUGGUUCAAGCCGACCCUGGAGAGCUAAGUGGCCUCCAGAUGAUGAAGCGCCUUCAACUUUCCAGAGCUCAGAGCGCGCUGAAUUGAAGAGCCUGAGGAGGAGCACUUCUCUUAAGGAGCGGAUUCGGCCUUUUACAAUAGCAGCCAAACCCAAGUCCACAAACCCCACAGGUCCUCGUGAGCCUCGUCGCCAUCUCAAAUCUCUGCAGGAAUGGAGAGCAUCUUUUGAGGAAAAAACAUCUUCUGAAGAAUCAACCAAGGAAAAUAAUCCAGAAGUCCAGCAGGAAAAGAAAGAGAAGAAGAUGUCUCAGAUGCAAAGUGAAGAUAAAGAGACCAUCUCUGAGGGGGAUGUGGCGAGUCAGGUUGAGAAAAAGAAAGAAAGAGAUGAAGGAGUAAAAAGAAAUACAAAAGGAGACAAGGCGGCUGGGGAUGAGGGCUCUUUGAGAAGCUCGUCUCCUGAGAUGCCAAUCAACCUUUCUUCACCAUCAAAGCCAAACCAGAACCGCACAUCCCAGGAUGUGGGCUUCUGGGAAGAGGACAAAGAAGGAAGUGAUGCAGAGGAUCUGAGUGCAGAGGAUAUAAUCAAGAAGAACCGCUGUUAUGAAGAGGAGGAGGACACUGAGUCAUAGAGUACCUUACAAUUUUACUGUCACUUCCUUACACCUUAAAACCCCUUUUCAUAUUCUCAGUUUAUACGUAGAUUAUAAUUUUAGCUUUGCCAGAUUUUAUAGUGAUGCAAAAGUGUGUAAUAAAGUAUGCACAUUCAUGCAUAUUUAUAUAUUGAAUACUGCCUUAUGUUAACAGUUAAUAACUUAAAAAUGCAAAAUUUUGUUUCGCAUACUUAUUUUCAUUAUAUAGUUUAAACAUAUCUGAUGUAUCUUGUUUAUGACUGAUGAUAAUACUGGAAGGCUGGCCUCUGUUAAAUUGAAUCAUUGACUGUGGUCAUUAUGUGCAGCGUGAGCAGCAUAUUAUGUGCAGGAGGUGUAUCCACAAUCUAUUAUAAUUUAUGUGGCACUUAAUAGUACUCUUUAACUACAGGGAGUACCAGACUGCAUGCAGCCAAACAGUCAUAACGUGCAAGAAACAGUCUAAAUAUCUGCACUGCUAAGAUGUCAGAAAGCACAGAUAUUACAGUUUAGGUUUUACACUUUGAUUUAAUUUCAAUAGUAAAUUAAAGAGAAAAAAUUAAACAGAAGCUGAACAAUCAUGUGCUUGAUAAGAUUUUAGCUUAUCUCCAUACAACAACAAAAGCCUUGUCUUCUCUCAGGGAUGAAAAUACUGUCCAUUAGUGUCAGUACUCCCUAAUAGCCGUCCCUUUGUUAUGUAAUUACUCUGAUUUUUUUCCUCUCUGCAAGCGUCAGGCAUAUUGAAAUCACUUAAUUUUCCCAAUCAAUCAAUCAAUCAAUCAAGUGUCCUAUGCCAGCUGGAGCCUAUCUCAGCUAUCAUAGGGCGAGAGGCGGGGUACACCUGGACAGGUCGCCAGCCUGACGCAGGGCUCCACAUCUAACUAUGAUUACAUUUUGUUUUUUUGUUUUUUUAAUGUAGCGUGCAUCUGAACAUUCAACUAUCACAAGGCCAGCUGCUUUUACUUGGUUAAAGUAACUAGAUAUUUAGGUAUACAGACAAACAAGCGAGUGAAGUCCAACACCAUGCUGCUGGGGGAUUUUUGCUUUGAUAGAAGUACAAUUAGAGCUACAGUGGCGUAUCAGAAAAGGCUUCCCUUAGUCUCAAUCAUAGCUGAAAAAGCUUCGAUAUGUUAUUUAUUUAGAGCUUUUUGAUUGUGAUGUUACAUAUUAGAAUAUUUUUAUUAUUAAUCACCAUUGCCACAGUACAGAACUUUUUCUGGUAGGAAACUUUUCAGUUGCAUACCCUUGGGGCCUUCAGAUUUUUUUGUUUCAUCCUUCUCAAAUGUAAUCCAGUUUAUACUGUAUGUUCACACUUUGUAUUUUAUAUUGGUGGGAUGUAUGUUUUUAAUAAAUUGAACAAUAAA